UCAAUCCCAGCCAAUCCACUAUGUGCGAGGGGCUUCAGCAUCAUGAUAUUUAACACACCCACCCUGAACUCCGACAGAGGUAUUUCCUCAAGCGCCUGUCAACGGGCAGACAUCACCUUCAUACGAGCUGGAUGUUCAGGGUGAAACGUUGAAACUUUCUCCAAAGAGCACAUUUAUCGACGGAAGGAGCUUCGAUGCGAUGCCAGACUUUCUCGAAACCUGCCAGGGCUACCAUGCGUAUCAUCGCUUUCAACGACUGAACAGCCUCGAUUUGUACUGGAUAAGAAAGGCAAAUGAACUUGUGCAGCUGUGAAAGAGAUCUCGUGCGUUGUAUGAAUAGCGUCAGAUGUGAGGUGGACCGCGAACACGCACUUUUGAGGAUAAUUUAACUGACGAGGCUUGCCUUAAUUAUAUUUCGCACAUACCUGCAGUACAACAGCUAUUAAAUGUUAAAAUAGACUAUGAGCGAUUGUGUCGGAGAUUGUUCUCGCGUCUCGUCAACUGACUGCACGGGAGGAAUUUAAUCGCGAGCGCACGUAAAUAACUGGAUUAUUGUUUCGCAUGGAUGUGGACGAGCGCUUUGCUAAAUAAAUCCCCAUUUCUGCCCUUAAACUGGCAAAUGAAAACGAAAACGUUCCAUGUGUUCUUCUCAUAAAAUUGGGAGCCCGUGUUUUAUGUACUGUUGGCGAUGUAGUGCGCUUGCUCACUUUUAUCCUUGCCAUUCCAAACAAGUCAUUUCUCGAACAGGAGACCCUGAAGAUGAUCCUCUUUAGAAAAUUCCGCGUCUUGAUUCUGAUGGUGUUUCUUAUAGCCUGCUCUAUGCACAUUAUGAUAGACUUGUUACCGAAGCUGGAGAGACGGAGCAGUAGCGCGUGCUCGUGCUCACACACACCCAGCGAAGAGCCGCAGAACUGGGCUAAGCAUCGAGCCAAGCCGGGAUCAGAGUCCGGCUGGCCUAAUAAACACACACUCAGAAUACUUCAAGACUUCAGCAACGAGCCGAACUCAAACCUGUCCUCUCACUCACUGGAAAAGAUCACCGUUGGGGAGAGAUCCGAGGCUUUGAAAAGAUUUGAGCAGUUGACAGGUGACGAGAAGAGGCACGCGACGCGGGACUCUACCCUGAAGAACGCAGUUGUCAGGGGUUCGAGGCUCUCUGCGCUAUUUGAGCAUCCUUUAUACACCAGGCCAUUGCCUGCUUUAACUGAUGAAGACACUUUAUUCAAUGUCAACACUGAUAUAAGAUUUGACCCUAAAGCUGCAGAAAACCCAGAGUGGAAUGGGGAAGGUAAAGAUGGGGAUUAUGCUCCUACUGGUGAGAUGUCCUCAGACUCAUACCCAAACUGGCUCCGCUUCCACAUUGGGAUCAACCGGUAUGAGCUUUACUCCAGGCACAACCCGGUCAUUGAUGCAAUGCUGAAGGAUCUGGUGUCGCAAAGGAUCACAAGUGUUGCGAUGAAAUCUGGAGGCACGCAGCUGAAGCUCAUCAUGACAUUCCAGAACUAUGGCCAGGCACUCUUCAAGCCCAUGAAGCAGACACGGGAGCAGGAGACACCCCCAGACUUCUUCUACUUCUCUGAUUUCGAGAGGCACAAUGCCGAGAUCGCAGCAUAUCAUCUAGACAGGAUUCUGGAUUUCCGCCGAGUGCCGCCGGUGACUGGGCGACUGGUGAAUAUGACCAAAGAGAUCAGAGAUGUGACCCGUGACAAAAAACUGUGGAGAACCUUUUUCAUUUCACCAGCCAAUAACAUCUGUUUCUACGGUGAAUGUUCGUACUACUGCUCCACUGAGCAUGCUCUGUGCGGGAAACCUGACCAGAUUGAGGGCUCUUUAGCAGCUUUUCUGCCCGAUCUGUCCCUGGCCAAGCGCAGAACCUGGAGAAACCCCUGGAGACGAUCCUAUCACAAACGCAAGAAAGCAGAGUGGGAGGUGGAUCCAGAUUAUUGUGAAGAGGUGAAGCAGACGCCACCCUAUGACAGCGGCACACGCCUGCUGGACAUCAUGGACAUGACCAUUUUUGAUUUCCUCAUGGGAAAUAUGGAUCGUCAUCAUUAUGAGACUUUUGAAAAAUUUGGAAAUGAAACUUUCAUAAUUCACCUUGAUAAUGGAAGAGGCUUUGGUAAACAUUCUCAUGAUGAGCUCUCCAUACUGGUGCCUUUGAGUCAGUGCUGCAGGGUGAGGAAGUCCACUCAUUUACGGCUUCAGCUGUUGGCUAAGGAGGAGUUCAAACUGAGUGCUCUGAUGGAGGAAAGUCUACAGACUGACACGCUGACUCCCAUCCUCAUUAGGCCUCAUCUGGAGGCCAUGGAUCGCCGGCUGCGUCUGGUGCUCCAAGUACUUGCCGACUGCAUUGAGAAGGAGGGCUACAGUAAUGUAGUAGAGGACGACCAGGGCACAGAGGGCUUGAACACGGGCACAGUCCCACAGAGGUAGUGGGCACAAACUGUUCAGGUGCUCCCGGCGGGUCCUUUGAAGUCCCACCACAGAUCUAUAGACCAUGAACGUCUUGCAAGAGAUGCUCUUGUUGAUAAACUUUUCUGAAUUCAGUGAAUUCCAAAGACUCAUUCCUCAACCAAUGGACCAUGUGUUAAAAUAAAGACACACAGUAGACAAAGAAAGAGACGGUGUUCUGCAGUCCUGCAUUUAUUUCAUCCAAAAUGUAAGCUGAUCUUCACAUGUAACAGCCGGUGUUAUAAAGCAGUGGUUCUCAACUGGUGGAUCGGCACCUAAAAAUGCGGUCAAAGACUUGUUCUGAUGUAGACAGCAAAGAAAAAAAUAACAAAUGCAAAUAAUAAAACACAAUUGAUAAUAAUAAUAAUAAUCAUUAUUAUUAUAGCAGAUUAUAAUAAAAUAAAAUUCAACUAAUAAAAUAAAAUAGAUAUAAUAAUAAUAAUAAAUAUUUAUUCAUUAUAAAUAAUUACUGGAUUUUAUAAAAAUAAAACAAAAGUUUAAAAUGGUCAUUUUUCUUAUUCAGCCAAUAUCAGGUUAAAAAAAACGGCGUUAUUGGCAUUAAAUAUUAUCAGGCCUAUGCAGUUCUUGUUAGGCCUAAUAAUAAUUUUCAGUGGAAAAAAAGGAUAUUUUUGUUUACUUUUUUAUGGUAAAUAACUUUGCUCCUGUGUUGCGCUGUCACUUAAUGUCUCAUGUGAGAUGCAAAGCAAAACCAGUUGAGAAUCACUGUUAUAAAGAAUCUAAAUACAUAACAAAAACGCAUAUAUUUCCUUGUCUUUGCAGAACAUCAUUUAACCAGUAUUUGCUGUCCCUUUGGGAAAGUAUUUGAACUUUAGAGAUAUAUCAACUAUUUUUUUUUUUUUUUUUUAAGAAAUGAGCGAAGGCUGUGCAGGACAGAUCAACUGCUACAGUGAAUGUUUGGCUGAAGUAUUUGCACCUAAAGAAGGAAACAUUUUUCAGUUCAAACUUAUGAGGAACUACAGCUUCACAAACUCUUUCACCGCUGUACAUGACGUGCACCUUUGUCUAUAUGUGGACUUUCAUGUCUUCAAAUAAAAUUCUUUAUACACUCUCCAUACAAGGAGGAUAAGAGGAACUGUGCAUUCAUAUAGCAAUGUAUUUUUCUUGACCUUAUUUAGGACAAAAAGCUUUGAGUUGAAUGAGUUUUCUCCCAAAAGUGUCCCGUCUGUCAUGUUAUAGCUGAUCAGAAGUUAUUUAUUGAAUUUCAUAUUUAUUAUUCCAAACAUGCCACUCAUACAUUCUGUUUCAGGAAAAAUCAAAGAGGUAGAUUCAUUUGGUACAUUAAACCAGCUGCAGUAUUUGUGCUAGCAAGUAGAUAAGUAACAAUGUGCAGUAUAUGUUUGAAAAAAGUUGAUGGUUUACUGCAUUUCAGAGAAAUGUCCUUAACAACUCACAUCAUUCUGGCUUUGCCUACUCUACCUACACAUCAAGAUCUGUUUUCAGUGAAAAUUAAGGCAAUAUCAAAAAUUCAAAUAUCAAUAAUCAAUAUUGUCAAUGACUGCUGCAUUUUCACCCACAUGUGACCUAUAAAUGUAGCCCUUAAAUUGCACGAGGAUGCGGAUUAAAUAAUGUCAAAUCUAUUAAUGACUAGAAUUUUCAUGCUAUUAAAGAAAAAAAUUGAAAAACAAUGUUUUGUUGUGCUCAGAGGAAUAUGUGAAUGAUGUUCCUAAAGCUAAGUUCCGUAGCUUUAGACUUUUUGACCACACUAAAUAAAUAAUUUAAAAAAAAUUUCAGUUAGUUUUUUUAUCCAUUUAGAACCAUAGAAAAGUUUUUAGAAAUGACACAGCCCUUAAAGAAACGGUACAUGACAGUUAACUGACGCAUGAAUACCACUUGGUUUAGUCGUCAGCAGUAGCACAGAGGUCAUGUUAGUUUUGCUGAUUAAGCUUUUUUCUUAGUUUAAUUUUGUAUAUAUGAUAUGCUCCAGCAUAUGUAUAGACAUGCAUGUACAUUGUAACAUUCAGUGUCUUUUUAGUUCAGGGUGAGAAGGAUGUGGGUGUUUAUGUCCAGCUCUCUAUAGCCUUUGUUGUACUACAAAACACAUUUCUACUAUCUGCUGAAAACGUUCUGUAAAUACCAUGUGAAUCCAGUGCCUGUGCAAUUAGAGAAAUACUUGAAUACUCGGUUGUGGAGAUGUGAGAGUUAUCAGCAGAAUAAAUGUGGUUUAUUAUACUAUGGCUACAUUGCAAUUUCAUAUGUUUUGUUGUUUUCUUUACAGGUACAGUUAGUAUUUUCACAUUUUCAGAGGAUUACAGUAUGUUUUGCUGUUGCUGUCAUAUUUUGUCUCUUAACGGGACUUUUUGUUUCAGUUUUACCCUUUGUUAUGGUGCAAUAAACAGAGAUUAAACAAA
Messenger RNA from Ctenopharyngodon idella (grass carp), 4820 nucleotides. RefSeq names its product FAM20C golgi associated secretory pathway kinase b (gene fam20cb). Bases 760 to 2433 code for a protein of 557 amino acids. Gene Ontology annotation, biological process: protein phosphorylation. The record is from RefSeq and is a predicted model, not a curated record. The transcript is spliced from 10 exons. Gene Ontology annotation, cellular component: Golgi apparatus. NCBI's taxonomy places the organism in Eukaryota, Metazoa, Chordata, Actinopteri, Cypriniformes, Xenocyprididae. Gene Ontology annotation, molecular function: protein serine/threonine kinase activity.